Marchantia polymorpha subsp. ruderalis is the source of this 4089-nucleotide messenger RNA. Lineage: Eukaryota; Viridiplantae; Streptophyta; Marchantiopsida; Marchantiales; Marchantiaceae. The record is from the annotation of a GenBank genome assembly.
GAGCGUCUGCCCCGCGCGUCUAAAGAAAGGAAGACGAGGCUGGUCGCCAACGUUGCUCGCCAACGUGUGCGUGCGUUGCGUCGCCUCGACCGGCUUCUUCUCUUUUCUCUUCUUUUCUCGUUCUUUUGUUUUGUUUUGGUGAGUUUUGUCUCGAGGACGACGAGGAAGGAGGAGCGGAGGGGAGGGCGUCGGGAGCGCAGCAGCUCGACAGCGCUGAUUGAUGGACUGAUGGAUUGGUGGAUUGAUUGAUUGCCGUCUGGCCGUCACGAGCUUAUCUUGUGAUCGCGUUCGGAUCUUCGCCGUCCUCGCCGGCCCAUGGAAAGAGGGGACGAAUUUGCCCGUGCUCCUAGUCCUUCUUCGUCCUGCGACUGAUUGAUUUCCUCUCGCCCUCACUCGCUCGGUGAUUUCCGUGUCGUGGCGAUAGAGCGCGCCCGAACGAGCUCUUCCGAUAAAGAGCGCGAGUGGUCCCGACCCCGACUCGAGCCCUGCUGGACACCACUGGGACAGGAGGACGAGGAGCAGGAGCAGGAGGAGGUUUGGGUUGAAUACUAGGGUCAGGAGAUCGUGGAGCUGUGGAGGUGUAGAGGGCAUCUGAUUAGGGAGGAUUUGGGUGAGAAUUUUGCGCGAAUGGAGUGAGCCUAGGGUCGUCUAUCCUUUGAAGUGGGAGCAGACAUGGCGGCCCUUGUGGGCUGUGUUGGGGGUGGUGAUAGAUUUGCUACCGCUGCCGUGUGGAAGCAUCCGAGGCCGAGGCCUUCGCAAUUCAAUCUCAGUCAUGAUCCUUUCGGGCGACAUAGUUGUCGAUUUCUCGGAAUUUGUGCUCCCUCGCUGGAACAUUCUGUGGUCAGUAAGAGGUCAGUAGACGUUCGGGUAGCUGCGGAUUUUUCUGACUCCAAACCCGAUGCUUCUAAUAAGCGUCGCGGAAAAUGGGGGUACCACCCACUUGAAGAACUCUCCAAGUUGGAGAAAGAAGAAAUAGAUCAAGCUGGUGAUGGGAAACUGACAGAUGCAGAGGUCGCCCGGACUAUUUCAGAGGUAAAUUGGAGUGCAGUCGUUUUCUCUUCAGUUGUUUCGGAUGAAGAUGCCGUGUUUGGAACAGAAGUGCAAUUCUUAAUAGAUGAUCAAGGAGAUUUCUACUUCGAGGUAGAAGACGAAAAUGAGUUUUUGCACAACCUUUCUUCGGAACAAGUAUACACGGUUUUGAUUGGAUAUGGUAAUGUGGAUGGUCUACAUUUUUCUGAGUUAAUUGAAGGAGUUUUAGGUGGAGAGGACGAUGACGACAGUGACUCAGACGACGAGUCUAUUGAACUCGAUAGUGAAGACAUCGAGAUUUUCUGGGAGGCCGUGGAGGAUAUAGAGGCUAUGAUUGAAGACUCGACGCCUGAAGAGUCUUUCAGCUCUUUAGGUGGCUGGGGUGGUUACCAAACUCUGGAUGAAGUUCAUCCUAUGGAGUUUGCUUACAAAGUCUCUGAGGCUGUUACCGCUGAUUACGCAUCGGAUCUAGGCAAGCCUGCAAGGCGCCUCACCAUCACUGGUGUUGCUCGUCCUGUCACCGAGGAUGAAGAACCAUAUGUACAAGGAAUAUGGUAUGAUCGAUUUCUCAUGGCUGAUGAUGACAGUGAUGACGAUGGGGAUGAAAGCGGGGACGAUGAUGAUACUGAGGUGGACGGAGGAGAUGAAGGACAAAAUCACGAAGGUGACGAUGUAGGGUCAACGAGUUCACAAGCUGCUCGAAGUGGUCGCCAGGAUGGUGGGAGAACGAACAGAUUAAAGGCUGGAGGGACGGAAGGCACACAUAAUGGGAUAAUCUUUGGCAAGUCCUUAAAUGGUAGUGCCAAACUUUCCACUUCCGGGGAUCUUAAGAAAAGGACUGAUCCUCUUGUUCUUGCUGAAAACGUGUGGCAGAAUAUUGUGACGGAUGGUGCUGAGAGGUCAAUGAAUGACGGACCUUUGAUUGAGGUUGGGAAUAGUGCUGGCAAUCCAGCAGAGAACUUAGGUGCGCGUAAGGAUGUCAAUAGGGAAGGACUUGAGAGUCAAGAGGGAGCUAUAAUUUCGUGGGAACCUCCUGCAAAUAAGGAUAAAAACAAGCAAUUAGGUUCAAUAUUUGAGAGUUCUGAAGUGUUGGAUGAAAAUUUGGAAGUAGAGUAUUCCACAGAAAUUGUUUUGCCACCUGGCACUACCAUUGAAGGUGAUGCCAUUGUGGGGGAGUGGUCAGAGAGGACCAAGUCACCAGGCGGAGGAACAACCUUCUACAAGCUGGAAAUUCUCAGCAUUCGGCUGGACCGGGGUACUGGUGGCCAGUCAAACAUCGAAGUUCGUGAUUUCGCCUUUGCCGAACCAGAUGUCCUGGCACAUUUUUCUACAGCCAUCAUGGAGAAAAUAAAUUCUGGUGGGAGCAAGGUAGAAACGGCGCUGAAGGCACUGGUCCUGCGAUGUAAAGGUCUUGAAGCCGAGGAAGUAUCGCUUGUCGGCAUUGACUGUCUUGGGGUAGACCUCCGAGUUCAGUGUGGAAUUGAAGUACAGACGAUACGAGUACCGUUCAGCCGGCGGGCAACAUGUGAAGAUUCGGCUGAGAAAUUUCUUGAUCAGCUACUUUUUCCACGACUGGGACAAAGACGACCCAGAAAGAAGGGCCAACAAUGGAAUCCCCAGUGAUGGAUAUCAUGCCUAGAGAAUAGUCGAGAAUAAAGCCUCAUUCAAAUGAUUGAUUGUGCUUCCUCAACUGUAAUUAUAGAUAUUUAGGACAGGCGUUUGCUUCAUGGUUAUGGAGCGGCGUGCGAUUUAUCAUUGUCUUCAACCUUUUGUUCAGUUGCUUCAGCUGGAGGAUGAGAGGAAGUUUUCAAAGAUUGUAGAAUACCGUAUUGAGGUUUUGUUGCAAGAGAGAGUUGACAAAUGUACGAACCAGACACAGAGCAAGUCCUCCAAUGAGCCAGUUUUGUUGUCCUUUCAGUUAGAGUUUAGGGUCCUGUGAUUCUACCCAUCACAGGUUUUCGUCUGUACAUCUUAGUGGAAGCGGAGGUCCUUGUCACAACGUAGUCCAGUCUUACUUACUGACGCGCAUUCGAGUCUGCAGCGUAUCACCUUCUUUGUCUCGCCAAUUCCGCCACCAAUGUGGCUUUCCGCUUCGUCAGGUCAUAAGGCAGUGGUCACAUGACGAUAGGAAGGUUUAGGAGGCAGACGCAGUAAACCGUCAUCGCCUCAUGUUCUUGAGAGCGUGUCUUGCAUGCCCGGUACACCCGACCAAAAUCUCAUCGGUCAAAGAUGACAAACUCCUUGGCCUUUCCGCCAGUAGCCAAUCUCGAUUUUUGUGAAUAAGGGUGUUGAGGCGGCUACGGAAUCGCGGAUUUCGUUGUUGUUUUGUGGCAUAUUUGUGUCAGUGUGGGCUUGAUGUUUCCUGGGAUUGAAGUGAAGUUGCUUGUAUGUGGUCACCCAGCAUUUGUCCGAAGAUAAUAUAGAAACCACAUUCGUACCUAAACCGCAGGAAACUACAUCCAAUGAAAUUUAAACACGUUCCCGGUCUAUCAUCAUAUUGAAGAAUUCUAGGGAUGAAGUCACACGACACACAUGAGAACUGAACACGUGAGUUGAAAACUCACGUUUGGUUUGCGGACUGGAGGGUGUUCAGCCUGUACGGAGCUCAACUACCUCGGAGUGCAAGUCAUCCCCUGGCACAGGCUUGUCACGAGGUUGCUGUGAUAAAGUGUUCGGAAGUAAAGGCGCAACUUACUUGCGACAGUGGUGCGGAAGCUGGGUCGGCGUAAGUAAGCUGCUCAUGAAUGAUGACGGAUGAAAUUGAUCAUUUCGCCUGUACUGCACGUGAGGACAUCGACUUGAAUAUCACAGCUACUGUGACCCUCUCAAAGACAGCCGUUUUUGAGGUUGGAACGUGAGUCUUGUGACAUGGACGCAGAGAUUAGUAUUGAUCAUGAAUGAAUGUAGAUACAGUAGUCCUAAGUAACAGAAAUGAGUCAUGAAGAUUUUGACACUGCAUCUUUGCUAAGUUCACAGGUUGGUAUGUAUUACAUCUCUCCGUAAAUUCAAUACAUCUUUGUCAUUCACUUUCACUAACUUAUCAACGAGAAUUUUAAUGAA